Daphnia carinata is the source of this 4626-nucleotide messenger RNA. RefSeq names its product ATP-binding cassette sub-family C member 4-like. Gene Ontology annotation, molecular function: ATP hydrolysis activity; ABC-type transporter activity; ATP binding. Lineage: Eukaryota; Metazoa; Arthropoda; Branchiopoda; Diplostraca; Daphniidae. Gene Ontology annotation, biological process: transmembrane transport. The record is from RefSeq and is a predicted model, not a curated record. Gene Ontology annotation, cellular component: membrane.
CCAAGAGAGAAGGUUGUCGGCUGUUUGUGUCUGAGAUUUUCGGUCUCAGGUUGCCACGCAGUCACGAUUUGUGGUGUACAGUAUAUUGGAAACCGUGCUCAUCCAAAGUUCAUUCGAUGGCUUUGGAAGUUGCCCACGACUCAACAGCAAAGCUUAAUAGCGUGUGAAGCAAAGGAACGUGUGUUUGUCCAAAGGCCUAUUUUGUUACACCAGGUCUGCCCUCAAGCAGUUACGCAAUCGUCAAGGCUACCCUAUCCAUUUUGAGCCAUGGAGGUGAACAAAAACAAGACGCCGAAGCCAAAUCCUAGACUUAACUCCAACUUUCUUUCUGCCCUUGUGUUCUGGUGGGUGAACCCCUUUAUGAGUGUUGGAGCAAAGAAAGAUCUUGAAGUGAACGACCUGUAUGAUGUUAUGCCAGGAGACAAUUCCGAGGAACUUGGACGGAAAUUGCAAAGGGAGUGGGACAACCAAAUAGCUAAAUGUAAACGAGAUGCUAACAAACAGAAGAAAACCAAGCCUAGCCUUACGAAAGCUUUGGUUCGGACAUUUGGACUCAAAUUCCUAUUGGUGGGCCUUCUAGCGUUUCUGGAAGAAUGUGUUUUUAAGAUUGGCCAACCCCUUUGUCUGGGCCAAUUAGUCCACUACUUUGGCAGUGAAAACAAGACAAUAUCCACCACGCAAGCUUACCUUUAUGCGACUGGAGUAAUGUUGGGCUCCGGUCUUUAUACCUUCACGCAUCACCCUUAUUUCUUCUCCUGUCAGCAUACCGGAAUGCAAAUCAGAGUUGCAGCGUGUUCUCUUGUUUAUAAAAAGUGCCUGCUGCUCAGCCAAAAGGCUCUAGGACAAACAACGAUUGGUCAAAUGGUCAACAUCAUGUCCAAUGACGUCAAUCGCUACGAUUUUUCAGUCAUCUUUCUUCAUUAUCUUUGGGUCGGGCCGCUACAGACACUAAUUAGUAUGGUUAUUUUGCUACACGUCAUCGGACCUUCGUGCUUGGUCGGCCUUGCCGUAUUGAUCCUCUUCGUCCCUUUGCAAAGUUGGAUGGGUAAAGUUUUCUCAAAGCUCCGACUGGAAACUGCAAAACGAACUAAUGAAAGAAUCCGUACAAUGAACGAGAUUAUUUCGGCCAUGAGAGUUAUAAAAAUGUACACAUGGGAGAAACCUUUUGCCAAAUUGAUUGCAAAGUGCCGCCGGAAAGAAAUCAACGUUAUUCGGCGGACAAAUUAUUUCCGCGCACUAAAUAUGAGUCUCUUCUUUACUUCGUCAAAACUGAUUAUUUUUUUGACGUUCUUAGUUUUUAUCUUUACUGGUAACCAUUUAACAGCUCAAAAGGUUUUUGUUACCGUUUCCCUUUUCAAUAAUAUCCGCCUUAUAAUGACGCUAUUUUUCCCGGGUGCCAUAACUAUGGCAGCGGAAGCUAGAGUAUCUACUAAGCGUAUCGAAAAUUUCUUAUUGUUGGAUGAAGUUGAAAAAAAUGCUGAGGCAAAAGUGCGCCCAGCGAUAUCCGAAUGUCUGAUUGAAUUAAAUCAAUUAACAGUCAAAUGGCCCGCGGCAGGGGAUAAAGAGGAUAACACUUUAACUGAUAUCUCUUUCAAUGUCCGUCCUGGCCAAGUUUUUGCCGUUGUCGGUCAAGUUGGCUCUGGAAAAAGCUCGCUGUUGAAUGUCCUCUUGGGUGAGCUUUCUCCGUCAACGGGAACCUGUCGAGUUGCGGGGAAGGUCGCUUACGCUUCUCAAGAAUCUUGGAUCUUCUCUGGAACGGUUCGUCAGAAUAUCUUGUGUGGAUUGGAGUAUGAUCUCAAACGCUACAAAAAAGUGAUCAAAGCCUGUGCAUUGGAUAAGGAUUUUAGCCUCUUUCCUAACGGUGAUCAGACCGCGGUGGGCGAACGGGGUGUCUCGCUCAGUGGCGGUCAGAAGGCGCGAGUUAAUCUUGCCCGAUCCCUUUACGUUGAUGCCGAUAUUUACUUAAUGGACGACCCACUUAGCGCUGUCGACACCCACGUAGGACGUCAUUUGUUCGAUAAAGCAAUUAAUGGGUACUUACGUGACAAAAUCCGCGUUCUGGUAACCCAUCAGCUUCAAUAUUUAAAAGAUGUUGACCAGAUUGUCAUCAUCAAAGCGGGUCGUGUGGAAGCGAUGGGAUCCUACAAAGAAAUUAGUAAUAGUGGCUUCGAUAUUGCGAAAACAAUAGAAGAAGAAGAGCCAGAACUAGAGGAAGAUAAUCUGACGCGGUCUUUCUCCGAAUGUGAGAUCACAGUUCGAUUUCAAGGUGUGGGUCUAUUUCGAACUCAAUACGGCAGCGUGUGGGAUCUGUCGCAUCAAGAGGAGAAACCAACGUUUGCGGAAGAAACUCGCUCCUCUGGCAGUGUGUCUGCUAAAGUCUAUUGGGAAUAUUUUCGGUCGGGUGGCAGCUGCUUGUCACUGCUCACAAUUACCAUCACUUGCGUCUUCACUCAAGUUCUUUUCAGUGGAUCUGAUUAUUGGCUGACCUUAUGGACAAAUGCCGAAGAACAACGUGCUGCGAACAGAAAUAUAUCGGAAAACUCAACAUACGUAUCUGUUACUGAAAAUGGUUUCUUUAACGUCUCUUCUGUCACGGAAGAAAUUGCCAUUUUUUCCGGUGCAUGGUGGAAGGAUCCCGACACGUACACGGGCAUAUACGUUUUUACCAUCCUCAUUAUUUGUGUUUUCAUCUUCUCGUUGAUUCGCACCAUCCAUUACUUCAUGAUGUGCAUGAUCUCGUCGAUCAACUUACACAAUCGCAUGUUCCAGUCAGUUAUCCGCACACCUCUGCUCUUCUUCGAUCAAAAUCCAGUCGGACGUGUUUUGAAUCGUUUUGCCAAAGAUAUCGGAUGCGUAGACGAGAUGUUACCUUCUGCGUUCUUCGACGUUAUUACUAUUGCUCUGACUGCUGUUGGUAUCCUGUUCCUGGUUGGCCUGGUCAACCCUUGGCUAUUAUUGCCAAUCCUAUUUCUUUCAAUUAUUUUUGUCAAUCUUCGGCAGUUCUAUUUGAAAACAGCUCGCGAUGUGAAACGUCUUGAAGCUACGACUCGGAGUCCUGUGUUUACCCACUUGUCCUCAUCCUUGGUUGGGUUAACCACCUUAAGAGCCCAUCAGUGUGAAGGGAUCUUCCAAAAUAUCUUUGAUGAGUGUCAAGAUGUUCACAGCUCUGCUUGGUACAUGUUUUUGUCGACCACUCGAUGGUUUGGCAUUUGGCUGGAUUGGAUUUGCGUCAUCUACGUUGGCUGUGUUACCUACGCCUGCUUAGCACUCCGUGAUUCGAUGACGGGAAGUGAAGCCGGACUUGCGAUAUCAUCCGCAAUGGCCUUGACGGGUAUGUUCCAGUGGGGUGUAAGACAAUCAGCAGAAGUGGAAAACCAGAUGACGUCCGUUGAACGUGUUAUUGACUAUAGCAGAUUGCCCUCAGAAGCACCCCUAGAUUCGGCCCCAGGAAAGAAACCUCCAGACACGUGGCCACUGAGCGGGGCAAUCCAAUUUGAUGGAAUGUCUCUUCGUUAUAUUGAAGCUGACCAACCCGUUUUGAAAAACAUCACGUGUUUAAUUAGAGCAAAUGAGAAGAUUGGCAUCGUUGGUCGAACGGGAGCUGGUAAAUCGUCACUUAUUGCAGCUUUGUUUAGAUUGGCGGAGCCAGAUGGUCGCAUCAUAAUCGAUGGUGUCGACAGCAAAUCGAUCGGUCUUCAUGAUUUACGAUCGAAGAUAGCCAUCAUUCCACAAGAUCCCGUUUUGUUUUCGGGUUCGCUUAGGAAAAAUUUGGAUCCCUUUGGACUUUACAGCGACGAUGCCCUCUGGAACGCUCUUGAAGGCGCAAAACUGAAGGAGACGGUUAAGGAUCUAUCCGCCGGCUUAGAAGCAAAUAUGACUGAAGGAGGAGCUAAUUUUUCCGUUGGUCAAAGGCAACUCAUCUGUUUGGCACGAGCCAUUCUUAGACAGAAUCGCAUCCUUGUAUUGGACGAAGCCACAGCAAACGUCGAUCAAAAAACUGAUUCCUUGAUCCAGCUCACGAUUCGAGAGAGGUUCCGAGAUUGUACUGUCUUGACGAUUGCCCAUCGUUUGAAUACAAUCAUGGAUUCUGACAGGAUUAUGUUACUUGAUGCUGGCUAUUUAAAGGAAUUUGGUGAGCCCGCUGUUUUACUGGAAAAUCCUAAAAGCAUGUUCUAUAGCUUAGUAGAACAAACUGGACCUAUAGUGGCUACUCAAUUAACUGAAUUGGCCAAACAGGCUGCUGAACAAAGGCGCGGUGGGGUUAAAAACAAAACGGAUUUGACUAUGGAAACGAAUGGGAAUACCAUCCGUCAUCAGUUAUGUCCGAAAGCUUCUCAAGAACAAGGGUUAGAUGAAUCAGAUUUUGAAACGGAAAAAUUGAAAAUUGAAAAUUGUGACGUACACUUGUUAUCAAAGUCUUCCUAGAAAAUUUUGUAUCCUUGAAUACUGCCGUUCUGUUGUUUAUGAUGAAUGCAUAAUGGAAAAUAUAUCUAAAUACAAUUAAGAUCGGUUUUGAAUUUGCGUGGUGUAUCAUGUGUUUUUCCCCUUUUCUUGUGUAAGAAACGGCCAGCCGCAUUUCUUAAACUCGUUUGUCACACCUACCACCCUGUUUCCCUAUCGUCGUGA